AUGCAGUUCUCCGCUUUGUCCAUCUUUGUCUCCGUAAUUGCCAUGAGUCAAUUAGUUGUCGCCAUUCCUGUAAAGAAGCAACGAAACAAUGCGCGAGAGAAAUUCAAGAACGAAAAGUGUCAGAGCCAGGCUUGUAAAGACUCUGUAGAUUCCGGCUGUCCUCUUGACUUCAUCAACUUCCAGCUCGGGGGCUGCGACGAUCCUAGUCAGUGA
Molecule: messenger RNA, 213 nt
Organism: Colletotrichum truncatum
Lineage: Eukaryota; Fungi; Ascomycota; Sordariomycetes; Glomerellales; Glomerellaceae
Source: RefSeq, a predicted model, not a curated record